UUUCAGCAUUUGUCAAUGAAUCACGUCUGACCCUCCGAGAUAUACUUCCAUAUGAGUAUUAAUGACAAAGCUUGAAAGAAGUCAGGUCUCAUGAGCCACGACGGGCAUGCACGAUGUUAACCCAAUUAGAGUAAAUUAUUAUUUCUCACGAAGACUUGGACAAAAAGAUAAGUUUCACCUUUUAAUUAGUUAAAUUACAAAUUCUUAUCCAAACCAUAAUUUCAUUGGAGAAAAUUAACAAUAGAAAGGCAGAACAAUCAUUUUAGGUCUCAUAAACUUUAAGUUAAAACUUGAAAACCCUUUUUCCCUUCGCCGGGUUACAUGUUAGAUGAGUAAUUUGAGCAUUUAAGGGUACCGGCUUGCGUUUUUUUCAAACCUUAUGGGGGAAUUUAAUUUUCUCGCUCAUAUCCCAAUUUCAGUGACUACGUCUUAUAACUCGCUCAUGUCUAAAAUCUAUUUUUGCGAAUAAUAUACUCUGUUAUUUUACUUCUCAGCUAAUUUUAAUUUACAUCGUCAGUCCAUCCAAUCGGUAAACAAAAAAAAUCAAAGCCGUUGUCAGAAGAAAUCUAAAAAAUCCACGCAGCGUAAGCGAUGUUCACUAACUUAUCCAUGCACCCGCAGACACAAGAUCAGAAAAGGUACAGAGGCUCAAAUAUAAGAAUUGAAAAGAUUCCCUCUCGUUUUCCAUUUAGCUCUCUCUGUCUCCCUCCAACGGCCUCAACGACUUCUUAUCUCCUCUCUGCGCCUACUUGAAUUUCAAAAUUCCGCUUAAGCAAUGAGAGAAGAGUCAGCCGUUGUAACAUUCCGGAGAAUCCUCAAUCUUCAGGCGACGCAGUUCAGUUUUAUCGUUACUACGCCGGAGUAUGAACCGUUAUGGACAACCGACGCGCGGCUUAGCUGUUCAGUUACUCAUGCUGCUGGUGGUGGAGGUAAAGGCAGGGUUGAUAAUUUUUCAUGUCUUGCCGUGGCGGAGAAGCGACGCCAAACAGAGUUCCAGCCGGCUCCUGCUCAGCUCGCCAAGUUUCCUUUAGUUUUGCUCGCUUACGUGUCGAGAGACGCGGCGAUUUUUGCAGCUGGUGCCAUCGCUGGAGCCGCUGCCAAAAUCGUCACUGCUCCACUCGAUCGUAUCAAGAUGCUUAUGCAGACCCAUGGGGUGAGAGCUGGGCAAGAAGGUGCUAAGAAGGCAAUUGGUUUCAUCGAGUCGUGUAUCGCCGCCAUAGCAUUGAUAGCAAAGGAAGAAGGAAUUAAAGGAUACUGGAAAGGAAAUCUCCCUCAGGUUAUAAAGAUUAUACCUUAUAGUGCAGUCCAGCUCUUUGCUUAUGAAACUCACAAGAAACUUUUUAAGGAUAGGGAUCGUCAGCUCUCUGUUAUUGGGAGGCUUGCAGCAGGUGCUUGUGCUGGCAUGACAUCCACUUUUGUAACAUAUCCUUUAGAUGUCUUGAGGUUGCGCUUAGCUGUGGAACCAGGGUAUCGAACCAUGUCUGAGGUAGCCUUAAACAUGCUGCGAGAGAAAACAUUUGCAUCCUUCUAUUAUUGGGUUGGACCUUCUCUUAUUGGAAUAGCACCAUAUAUUGCUGUGAACUUUUGCAUAUUUGACUUAGUGAAGAAGGCCCUGCCUGAGAAAUAUCAACAAAAGACUCAAUCAUCACUAUUAACAGCUGUUGUUUUGGCUGGUGUUGCCACACUCACAUGCUAUGCCUUGGACACAAUUAGAAGACAGAUGCAAACUUACAAGUCUGUUUUGGAUGCCUUUACAGCACAUGGAGUUGUUGGCUUGUAUAGGGGUUUUUUGCCGAAUGCAUUGAAAAACCUACGAAACACCAGCAUUAGGCUCACUACCUUUGACACUAUGAAACGACUAAUUACUUCCAGUGAGAAAGAGUUUCAAAAACUCGCAGAGGAAAAUCGCCAGAAUUUCAAGAUACAGAUGCUCCUGAUAUUUCUUUUUCACAGAGCUUAUGGAGAUGGAAGCAUGAUUUCAGGACUUUUACAGCAGUUAGAGAAAGUUGGAUGAAUGGGAUACUCAUCAAUUAAAUCUGAAAGUCCCCCGGGAAAUCUCCAUCGAUGAUUCGAGUUAACGAUCAAAGUCUUUGGGUUUGUAUUUAUCCUGAGUUCCUGCUGCCUGCAGAAUUCCUGCUGUCAACCAAACUAUACUUCAAAGUUCCAUUCCAAAUCAAUAAAGCUAAGUAUGUUGGUCAA
This is a messenger RNA of Mangifera indica (mango), 2199 nucleotides long. Its product is annotated as probable envelope ADP,ATP carrier protein, chloroplastic. Gene Ontology annotation, molecular function: ATP transmembrane transporter activity. Gene Ontology annotation, cellular component: thylakoid membrane. The transcript has 12 exons. Gene Ontology annotation, biological process: transmembrane transport. The record is from RefSeq and is a predicted model, not a curated record. NCBI's taxonomy places the organism in Eukaryota, Viridiplantae, Streptophyta, Magnoliopsida, Sapindales, Anacardiaceae. Bases 776 to 2014 code for a protein of 412 amino acids.